GUGAGAACGCCCACAGCGAUCAGAUGGGCUGCAGGUUGCAAGAUAACUCAGGGAAGCCCGUGAAGCGGUGUGCAGGGACCACGUUUCAGGACACCGGCGACAAUUUGGCCAGCUCAUCAGAUGCGGAGGACUGUGAUACUGUUGGUCAGCGCAAGGACACGGCAUUGUGAAGAUUCCGAGGAUAAGCAGUCUCGUUUUGAACUACGGUCCAGCUGGAGCUCAACUUCAACAUGAUGGACGAAGACAAGGCCAUGAUAGAGCUGCAAGUCAAAGAGGAGCUGCAAAUCAAAGAGGAGCUGCAAAUCAAAGAGGAGCUGCAAGUCACAGAUGAGCUGCAAGUCACAGAUGAGCUGCAAGUCAAAGAGGAGCUGCAAGUUAAAGAGGAGCUGCAAGUCACAGAUGAGCUGCAAGUUAAAGAAGAGCUGCAAGUCACAGAUGAUCUGCAAGUUAAAGAGGAGCUGCAAGUCACAGAUGAGCUGCAAGUUAAAGAAGAGCUGCAAGUCACAGAUGAUCUGCAAGUUAAAGAGGAGCUGCAAGUCACAGAGGAUCUGCACAUCAAAGAGGAAGAAGAGGAGUGGACAGUGACCCAAAGAUCCUACAGCCCCCCGCGCCAGUUGUGGUCGUCAAAACCCUUUGGCCUCACCUCCAGAAAACAGGAAAUAACAGAGGAAAUGGAGAAGGGAGGUAGAAGACCGUGCUGUGGCGAAUGGAAACCGAUUGACCCACACAGUCUGGGCACCAGGAUGGACCUUGGGACCUCCAACACCUCAAACACCACAGUUAAUCCUGCUCCUGUCAGUUUGGAUGCACAGCCGGGGACUUCAAGGAGCUGCAAAGCACCCCGUAUGUGCGCUGCUUGUGGCAAAGCCACGUCGGUCCUCGGCCACUUUGUGCACAAAAAAAAGAUUUUCUGCCAGUCCACAUCCGAAGGGGUCACCCUGGAGGAGUGGAUACAGAAAAAUGUGCCUAGAACCACCAGGUGGAGGUGGAAGGUCCAGGAGGAGGCCAUCAUGGCCGGGGUUAUACUAACCCCAAAAAAGCACCAUACCUGCAGCAUGUGCAAAAAGAGGAUGACAAGGGACGCCGGUCACAGCGUGCACAAGGCCACACGUCAGUCCUUCUGCCAGGCCACUGACCCUUUGGGCAGGACAGUGGAGGAGUGGCUCACAGAGAUUCGUGGUGGGGUCUCCACAAAAGACUUUAUCAAGGCAAACCUUAAAAAAAGAUGGAGGCGGUACCAUCAAAAACCAGAUGUGCAGGAGAAACGGAGACAGAAAAGGAGGGAGCAGUAUCUCAUAGAGAAGAAGGCAAAAGAGCUUAAUAAGCAGAAGAAGGUGGAGGAGAAAAAGUAGUUUAGGAGAGGUGUGUAUAUAGUAUGACGAUCAGUGAAGGGCUGCACACUUAAUUGAAUAUUAAUCAUGCACACUUCGGCUUCCCAUAAUUAAAUGAUCGACUGGGAUAUUGAUGUUUAAUUAAUAUGUGUGGUCUGCACAUAGGAAACUGCUGCAUAUUAAAUCAAGUGCCUGCGACGCGUUCAUCCUGCAGCAGCAGUCUGUGAGAGACUAUCCUGAGCUUUGCAACAGCAGACGAGCUGAACUAAAUAAAUCCGUCAUCAGUCAUCAUUAUCCAUUGUUUGGAAGUAUUUCAGAUUUAGGUGCGAGGUGAAAACAGUCCUCUGUUAAUUUAAAUGUGAAAGUACAAUAAAAAUACUUUGUCCCUAAAAACAAAAGAUAAUCAUGAUAUAUAAAUGCGAUCUCAAUAUUGAUAAAAAUAAUUGUGAUUAUCAUUUUUGAUAAUUGUGCUGCUCUAGAUCAGUGUGUAUUAUAGUUUGAUACUAAUCUCGCAUUGCAUUAGACUUUAUUCCCUGUUGUUGCAAUUUAAUCUUAGCUGCCGCUGGCUGGUAAAUGUUGUCAGUAUUUUCUGCUUGUCAUUCCAACACAUCAGUUCCUCUUUUUUCUGUUUUUUUGGUCUCCAAAGUUUCGGUAACGUUAGUAAUCAACAGCAAAUGCUCAGCCUUUUGGCCACUGAGGUGUUGCUGAACUUAAAGUUGGUAAAAUCUUAUUUCAUUGUAAAGCUGCCCACAGCAUAUUGAUUCGCUUGGCCCAUCCUAAACCUGCUCUUGCUCUGUUAAUCACGAGACUGCUGCAGAGAUGUGCGAUCUGUGACAGGGACACUUGGCCCACACAUGGUGAUGGGACUAACUGUUAGAAUCAUAUGGCUAACAUUACCAAAUGGUUAACAGAUUUAAUGACAGAGUUAAGUCAUUUUGGUGUCAGUGUGAGUUUGUUGAGACCAUUUGACUGCUCAGUGCCUGACAUUCGCUGUUGCUGUGUUAGCACACGCUAACCAGACAGACUUAUUUAUUCACCUUGUUUAUCCAGGCUAUAAAGUAUUGGGCUUUUUAAAUAAGCUUCCAACGCUCAGCUGCUGUGACAUUUUGCAGUGGUAUCUACCAAUGUACCAAGAGUUCACCUCUUCGGACAAACCCAGCUAGCCAAAGGGAACAUGUACGUGAGAUCUAACACAAGAUUAGAUGUUAGCUAAUUAAAAUGCCCAUGCCAUCAACUGGACAGGGAUGUGAAUUACUUUAAAUUACCGUAGAUCUGUCAAAAUGACUGG
Molecule: messenger RNA, 2619 nt
Organism: Epinephelus fuscoguttatus (brown-marbled grouper)
Lineage: Eukaryota; Metazoa; Chordata; Actinopteri; Perciformes; Serranidae
Exons: 4
Coding region: 231-1352 (373 amino acids)
Source: RefSeq, a predicted model, not a curated record